GCGCAGGUUGAGAAUCGCGUGGGCUUGGGAAGCGCCGGGAGCGGAGCGAACCGGGCCGAGGCAGCAUGGCCCAGCCGCGCUGCCGCUCCGUGCUCAUCACCGGCUGUAGCCGCGGCAUCGGCCUGGGGCUGGUGCGGGGGCUCGCAGCCGCCAGCCCCUCCCCGGAUUUGGUCUUUGCGACCUGCCGGUACCCCGAGAAGGCGCAGGAACUGCAGCAGCUUAGCAAGCAAUACAGCAACAUCAAGCUCCUGCAACUGGAUGUGGUCUGUGAGAACAGCAUCAAGAAAGUGGUCAAGGAAGUGGAAGAAAUUGUGGGAGACAAAGGCCUGAACUGCCUCAUCAACAACGCUGGCAUCAAUGUGCUUGCCUCGCUGGAGGAGGUCACAGCAGAGACCAUGCUCACCAUUUAUGAAACCAACACCGUUGCCCAGCUGAUGGUCACCAAAGCAUUCCUCCCCCUGCUGAGGAAGGCAGCACAGCUGGGCACUGGAAUGGGCUGUCACAGAGCUGCCAUCAUCAACAUGUCCUCUCUUGCUGCCUCCAUGCAGCUCGUCCAGGCAAAUGAGAUGUUCCUCAAGGUCUAUCCCUACAGGAUAGCAAAGACUGCACUGAACAUGAUCACCCGGUGUCUCGCUGCAGACUUGAAAUCAGAUGGAAUUCUCUGCAUUUCCUUGCACCCGGGCUGGCUUCAAACAGACAUGGGUGGAAACAUGGCUCCCAUGCAGGUGCAGGAGGCUAUCCCAGGUAUUCUCUCUGUUCUGGACCGUCUUGGUGAAAAAGAAAAUGGUUCUUUCCUGGACUGGCAAGGGGAAACUCUGCCGUGGUAGAAGUACAUGGAACUCUACAGGCACAGCUCAUCAGUCACAAUUUAACCUUGCCACUCUUGUCUGUGUCUCUAGGGUUUUUUGACAUGCUUGUUCAAUGUGGCUGAGUCUUUCACUUGGUAUUGCUCUGCUCUGCUCCGCACUAAUGCUUCCUGCAAAUGCUACGGUGCUCUCGGUGAUGGGCAUCUUCUGGAACCCUCUGAAAUGGAUUCAAACCUGCAAAUUAUAUCCAGGGGCUGGUGGUUCCUUUUCACUUCCAAACCCAAAGUGGGCUUCUGGCUCUUUGCAGAAUUGAAUGACCUGACCUCAGAAUAAGGCCCGUGUAGGCUCUCAGACUCUAGUAUGCUCAGUUUUCUCCAGAAAAAAGACUCCUUUGAUUUCCUUUGUUUCUAACUGAGCCAAGGCUGAAAUUGCCCAGCUCUAAACCAAGGCAGUUUGGUAGUUCUGUGAAUUCUGUGGCAAACUCUGAGUGUCCCCAAGUUGCCAGUGUACACCAGGCACUUGCUUUGUUCCCAGUGGGUGACUAACAGCCUGA
Molecule: messenger RNA, 1359 nt
Organism: Pseudopodoces humilis (Tibetan ground-tit)
Lineage: Eukaryota; Metazoa; Chordata; Aves; Passeriformes; Paridae
Cellular component (GO): cytoplasm
Molecular function (GO): oxidoreductase activity
Source: RefSeq, a predicted model, not a curated record